AUGGAGUCUUCCUCCGCCCAACUAUCUUCGCAAAUUCCUGCCACUCCAGAAACUUAUGGCUCAGAGAUGCAGAAGUUGAAGGAACUCCAAUAUGUCCUAGCCUGAUCACAGAGAGCACUUGCCAGGUAUUCAAACCAUGGACCCCUGAAAUUUCCAGCCAGAAUUACUCAAAUCCAGAAGGCAUUGGUGGCCAUUAAAGAGGAUGUCUCCUUGUUUAGGAACAGAGAAUUUGAUGAUGCUGGCUUGAGAAAUGCUAUGUAUCAAGAUCAGGACAUCAGCUGGAGCCUUGAAAGGUUACUAAAAUCUACUGACUGCCUUCUAAACAAAUAUAAAGACUUGUUUGAUGAAAAUGUUGAGCAAUUAAGGAAGAUAGAACAGCAUGCAGAGAUUAGUCAUAAAGAUCUUUUGAGCAAAGAUAAAAUCCCAUCAGUCCAUGGUAAAUCAAGCUCUCUGAAUGCUGAAAAAAGUUUUAAUCAGAUGAACUCUCUAGUUUGUAAACCUCAAGACAAUUCCUAGUACUCUUAUAAACGAGCAGAGCUUUGAACUUCUAAUCGAGACCACCCAAAACCAGGGUUUAAUACCAACUGUAUGCAUUAAUAAAGAAAUACUAGAAGCUGAAAAUUUUGUGGAAUCGAAAGAUAAGAAGAUAGAUUGAAAAGUCUGGUCUUCAUCCGCUAUAAAUAUGAAGGUUCAGCAGAGUAAAUUUAAUAAAAAUAAAUGAAUAUGUAUUAAAAUGGAUGCAAUGAAAGAUAUAAAAAUGCUGAAGAAAAUGCAUGGUAUCCCUCUUCCAGAGUUUUCUUGAGUUAAAAUUCAAAAUUAUAGUAAAAAUAGAAAUUAUGCAAGAAAUUUUAUAGAAAGCAUUAAUCCCACAAAAUUAAGUACACUGGAAUUAGGAUCCAAAAGAUUGAAGAGUAUUCAUCAAUUUAUGCCGAUGAUAGCCAGAAGUAGUCACAUUGCUAAAACAGAGAUUUGCUUUAGAAAUUAUAAUAUCAAUGAACCUCAACUCAAGAGAAUAUUUGCUGCCAAUAAACUAAAAUUUAAUUGCACAUUUGAAGGCUGCAUAAUAUCUCUGCCUACAGUUCCAGAUCUUUCAGUUUGACUGAAAGGAACAAAGAUAGGAGAUCUUAAUUUCCUCCUAAGCUCUCCAAACCAACAAAGGCAAUGGAGAGAGAACCCAUAAGAAUUUGAGAACUUCGUGCAUGCUAUAUCAAAAUCAGAUUUGAGACUUACAUUACAAAGAUUUGUACUUAAUCAAAGAAGUUUCAGAAUGGCCUUUGCUGAAGAGGUAUUGAGAAAAUACAAUCUGAGUCAUGUUAUAGUCGCCGUAAGCUAAUACUAAAGAGACAAUUUACUCAACAAAGUUGGAAAACUGAUGUAUUUCUCUAAAUUCAACCAAAUUAGUUCGAC
This is a messenger RNA of Moneuplotes crassus, 1407 nucleotides long. The record is from the annotation of a GenBank genome assembly. NCBI's taxonomy places the organism in Eukaryota, Ciliophora, Spirotrichea, Euplotida, Euplotidae.